This is a messenger RNA of Protopolystoma xenopodis, 573 nucleotides long. The record is from the annotation of a GenBank genome assembly. NCBI's taxonomy places the organism in Eukaryota, Metazoa, Platyhelminthes, Monogenea, Polystomatidea, Polystomatidae.
GCCAUUUUCCCUCCUGUUUGGCCUUACGUCAGUGUGGCCCACUUCUUGGAUCGCUACAGCGCACUUAUUCAGCCUCCUGGACUGUUCACCUCUUCAUUUUCGUCCUGGUCUUCUGGCCGAUCUUCUCGUCUCGCAGCCACCCAGUCUUUCUUCCAUGCAUCUGUUGCAGGCUUUGGAUUAUCUCUUGGUCACUUAGCCGACCUGGGUAUCCAAUUUUGCCCCCCAUCCAUUCAGCUACUGGCUGAUGAUCGUUCUUCAAAAGCUAGUCAGCCAGUUAAUUCAUAUCCUUCAGUUACACCUGCUAUCUCUUCUGUAACUAUGACUAAUGCUGCUACUUGUAAGGGGUCUGGGGGCGGCGUUUGUUGCCUGCUAGGCACUUGCUCGCUUUCUUCUGCAUCUGGUCCUGGCGCCCUUGAGUUAGUUUCACCAGUUUCUCGUAUAGCUGAUUCUGGCAAGCUGGUCGUGCUUGAUGGUCUGUUGGCGCUCCUGAAAGCUGGCGGACAUAGAGUUUUGGUCUACUCCCAGAUGACACGUAUGAUCGACAUUCUGGAGGUUAGGAUUUCUCAUCAAUGA